AAGUGGCAUACUGAAAUAAAUCAUAUUGCAUUAGCAUUUCAAAGAAUCCAAAUCACAAAAAUUCCACAAUAACAACAAGAAACAACAUGUUCAAAUACACAAUUGCCUUGUUUGCUUUCAUUGUCUGUGCUGCUGCCAAGCCUGGACUCAUUGGUGCCCCCUUCGCCUACCAUGCCCCCGUGGUGGCAGCUGCACCCGCUCCCGUCAUCACCGCCACCAGCAGCCAAGUUGUGGCCCGCACACACAAUGGCAUUGUCCGGGCACCCAUUGUAGCUCCUGUUGCACCAGUUCCUCGUGUUUUCGCUCCUGCUGCUCGUGUUGUGGCCCCAGUGGCUGCUCCCAUCCACGCCCAUCAUGUUCCAGUAUUUGCCAAAUAUGCUGCCGCCCCAGUGGUAGCCCGUUAUGCAGCUCCUGUACCCCAUUUCCAUGCCCCUUUGGUAGCUAAAUAUGCAGCUGCCGCUCCUUUGGCCUACAGCGCUCCCUUCGCUUAUUCCUCACCCUUGGCCUAUGCCCCCAACUAUGCUUGGUAAAUUGUAUUGAAGUGGGAUUUCUGAAGGGAAAAAAAUUUCACUUCGGACUGUUAUUUCCUUUUCCUGUUAUUAUUCUUUGAAUGGCAUUGUUAUUUGUUUUAGUUUAGUAAUUCCUAUGUAGUUGUAGUUCUCAAUAAAGCAAAUAAA
Musca domestica (house fly) is the source of this 677-nucleotide messenger RNA. RefSeq names its product cuticle protein LPCP-23-like. The record is from RefSeq and is a predicted model, not a curated record. Lineage: Eukaryota; Metazoa; Arthropoda; Insecta; Diptera; Muscidae. Bases 87 to 530 code for a protein of 147 amino acids. The transcript is spliced from 2 exons.